UUGGUAAACUCCUGUUUCGUGCUUGUUCUUACUUACGAUGGAGGUUUUAGGAGAAAUUAAUAGCUUUUGUCGCUUUUGCUUGAGCCAGGACUGCGAAUUGCUUAUGCCACUAUCUAGCGCCAUCGAAGACCUUUCCUUCUCCAUCCAAGACAUACAGCAAACGACCGGGGUUCUGAUUCUUGAGAGCGAAAUAGAUUGUCUAACCGUCUGUACAAAAUGUAGCACUAGCAUAGAACUCGCGGUGGAUUUCCGUCGUUCCUGCAUAGAGGGAAACGUGAAGUUUUUGCAGCUUUUCGGACAUAUCAUCGACAAGCUUCGUUCAUCCGACAUCGUGGAAGGGUAUCUUGAGCACAUAGAAUACGAAAAGUAUGAUCCUUUAAAGAUGGACAUGGUUCUACAAAACGAACCAAGCAAUGAAGAUGUCUUGAAAGGGCACGAUGAGCCAGCAUUGCCGAUGGAAGAGCCUAAAGAGUUUUUCGAUGAGCGAACAUUUAACGGACAGGAAGAUUGUGAAGAUGAACGCAGCAGACAGGAAGAUCUUCUACCUGUGCGCACAAGCAAGAUAAACUCAAUGUUGCGUAGUGGCCUGACCAGAUUGGUGGCUCCAGACAAAAAAAUCAAGCGAGUUGCCCCGACUGCAUCGAACCGAAAAAAAACGAUAUCAAAGGAACGAAUUGGGGAAUAUGAAGAAGACAAAGCAGACUAUCAGAACAAAUCAAACAAUUCCAACCGAUACAGAAAAAGAUUGUGCGGUAUCUGUGGUGCUCUAGUGACCAACCUGAUGGACCACACACGAUCGCAUACCAAGGAAAACCUCCUGAAAUGUCCACAUUGUCCCGUACAGAUGGCUAAUAACGCCAACCUGUUGAGGCAUGUACGUGCGGUACAUGAGAAAUUAAUAAUCAAAUCAUGUGAACAGUGUGACAAAGGGUUCACCUCAAACAACGCCUACAAAUCGCACAUGCGAACGUAUCACAAUAUUGGUGAGCAAUACAAGUGUGAAAUCUGUCUCAAAAUGUUCAACCAUGCUUCGAGCCGCCGCAUUCAUAUGAAGCGAAUGCAUAUUGCUGAACGGAAGUAUGAAUGCCAGAUUUGCCAGGAAAAGUUCAAAGAUCCGAGUGGGCUGAGAGGACAUGCAAGAGUGCACUCCACCAACGCUCCCUACGCUUGUAGCCACUGUCCAAAGCGAUUCAAGUCUCCUCAGGCGAAAAAAACCCAUGAAAUAACACAUAGCGGCAUCAAAUUCGCAUGUACACUCUGUACCAAGGUGUACCGAUACAAGACCCUGCUCAACAUGCAUUACCGGAAGUGCCAUCCAGAGGAGUGUAAGGACGAACCAGCUUAGCAAAAGGUCUCAAAAGUCGGCCAAUAAUCAUGUAAUGAGUGAUAUAUUUACCUUGAUCACACAAGGUAUCGAACUGCAGUCGCGAUCAGAAAAAUACUUGUGGCCACCGAUUCAAUAGCGUUAAACCACAGCUACCAGAGCCCAGAGACUCAAGUUUCACGUUCUACAUCGAAUAAAAUCGGAAGUGUAUCAAACAUCGAUAAACCUUUCGUAUAUAGUAA
This is a messenger RNA of Anopheles darlingi, 1566 nucleotides long. Its product is annotated as zinc finger protein 43-like. The transcript has 4 exons. The record is from RefSeq and is a predicted model, not a curated record. NCBI's taxonomy places the organism in Eukaryota, Metazoa, Arthropoda, Insecta, Diptera, Culicidae. Gene Ontology annotation, cellular component: nucleus. Gene Ontology annotation, biological process: regulation of transcription by RNA polymerase II. The coding region runs from base 38 to 1345 and encodes 435 amino acids. Gene Ontology annotation, molecular function: zinc ion binding; DNA-binding transcription factor activity, RNA polymerase II-specific; RNA polymerase II cis-regulatory region sequence-specific DNA binding.